Molecule: messenger RNA, 732 nt
Organism: Chaetomium globosum CBS 148.51
Lineage: Eukaryota; Fungi; Ascomycota; Sordariomycetes; Sordariales; Chaetomiaceae
Exons: 3
Coding region: 1-732 (243 amino acids)
Biological process (GO): mRNA splice site recognition
Cellular component (GO): U2-type prespliceosome; U1 snRNP
Molecular function (GO): mRNA binding
Source: RefSeq, a predicted model, not a curated record
AUGGCUGCUGAACAACGAAAGCUGCUCGAGCAGCUGAUGGGCGGGGGUAUGGCAUCGCGCAGCGCCCAGCUCCCAUUGACCGACCCCAAAGUGUGCCGAUCGUACCUGGUCGGCACCUGCCCGCACGACCUCUUCACCAACACCAAAGCCCACCUGGGCGCGUGCCCGCGCGUGCACUCGGAGGCGCUUAAGGCCGAAUACGAGGGGCUACCGGAGGCCGAAAAGAAAAAGUACGGGUUCGAGUACGACUACAUGCGCGACCUGCAGAGCCGGAUUGAGUCCCUGCUUGAGGUCGAGAUCCUGGCUGAGACGGGCGAGGUCGCCCGCGCCUACGACGAGUACUACAAGGUGCGCCACGCCCAGGCCGCCAAGGCCGAGCGCGAGAAGGAGCUCAAGGCGCUGUCCGAGACCUCGGGCCCGUCGGGCCACCAGAAGCUGCAGGUGUGCGAUGUAUGCGGCGCCUACCUGAGCCGUCUCGACAACGACCGCCGCCUGGCCGACCACUUCUUCGGCAAGAUGCAUUUGGGUUUCGCCCAGAUGCGCAAGGCGUACGACGCGUUCCCCAAGGAGAUGCGCGGGAGACAGCGUGCGCCGAUGCCGAUGGGCGGCGGGGACGAGGAGAUGGGUGGUGUGCCGACUGGUCCCGGGGGAGGAUAUGGUGACGGUUGGAAGGGGCCGAGGGGCCCCAGGAGUGGCGGGUUCCGUCCGCGCGGGCCGCGGCGGGGGUGGUAG